Molecule: messenger RNA, 721 nt
Organism: Westerdykella ornata
Lineage: Eukaryota; Fungi; Ascomycota; Dothideomycetes; Pleosporales; Sporormiaceae
Exons: 5
Coding region: 14-721 (235 amino acids)
Molecular function (GO): nucleic acid binding
Source: RefSeq, a predicted model, not a curated record
CUGAUAUGCUACUAUGGAGGUCAAUAACUCACUCCGAACAUCUCAAUCUAUUGAAUCUCAAUCUACUGAAUCUGAAUACGCUGAAUCCAAUCAAUCUCAGCCUCGUCACCGAUACCUAUCAUGCGAUGAACGGAUCUGGGUCCAUACACUUCGAGAUAUUGGAUGGCAAUUGGACGACAUCGUGAAGAUGCUCAACAUCUCAUGGGCUCAAGCUCAGUAUGCUGCCUCCCAUAGAGUGACUCCUAAGAAGUGCCCAGGGCAUCCUCCAGUACUCAGUAAGAAGCAGAUAGAUGAGAUAGAGCUAUUCAUUGUCUCUAGCAAGACUGGAAAGCUGAUGAGCUAUCUAGAACUCUCAAAGCCCCCUCUAUCGGAGGCUAAUAAGUGGGAGAGACUCCAUUGGGUACAAGAGCAUAUAAAUUGGACACGAGAACAAUGUGAUAAUAAAAAAGGCCCAGGGAUCUUUUGGGAGAAAGAUUGGGGUACUAUUGUCAGAUUUGAUGAUGGGUUGACUGAUUGUAUUCAGACAGUCUGGUGCAUGAUGAAAGACUAUAUUGAACAGAAAUGGGGUUCUGAUCACAGGUUUUCCUAUGAUGAACUGAGGGUAGCUGUACAGGAGGCAUGGAAUGCGAUUUCUGAGGAGGAUCUUGAUGCUCUAACAGAUAGCAUGUCGGCUAGGUGUGACGCAGUGAUAGCUGCUCAGAGCGGCCAUACGAAGUACUAG